AUGGAAAACACUCCCUUGGCUGGCCGCAUCCAAGACCCUGCCACUUGGAGCGGCCUGGAGCCCCAUUUCGGAUCAAAGGCGGCGCAGCAGCUCGCAGACCAGCUGCUCAGCGGCGCGGCCAGCCUGCCUGGGGCCCUGCCAGAAGUCCCAGCCCUCUCUGGGAAGCUGCCCAGCCUGCCGCAGCUGCCGCAGCUGCCUGCAGGGGUGAACCUGUCAGGUCUCGCGGAUGGGCUCCCAAAGCUGGACGCAUCAGGCCUGGCACAGCGGCUGCCCAACGCGGGCGGCGUGCAGCUGCCGUCAGCGACGGACCUGAAGCUGCCUAGCGUGCAGCUGCCGAGCGUGCAGCUGCCUAGCGUGCAGCUGCCCGACAAGCUCCCGGACACCUCGGCGGUCUUCGACGCGGUCCGCGGCACUGCCGCAUCCGCGGUGGAAGCUGCUCAGCACCUGCCGGAGGAGGUCGCCGUCCGCAUCGCCCUGCUGCAGCAGCUCCUGUCGUCGGCGCCGGACGCGAUUGGCGGCUCGUCGGGCGCCGGCGCGCUCUCCAGCCUCGAGCCGCACUUCGGGACGCGCGCGGCGGAGGCGCUGCUGUCGCAGCUGGGCGCCACCAUCGGCGCGCGCGGCGCGCUGCCGCCCAUGAUGCAGCUGCCGACGGGCGCGGACGCGAUCGCCACCGGGGGCCUCGUGACAGGGGUCGACCCCGCUGACCUGGCGGCAGCGCUGACAUCAGCGUGGGGGACGGCGGGCGACCAGGCCGCCGCCCUGCUGCCGCCGGCCGCGGCCGCCGCGCUAACAGCCGGCGCGGCGGUCGCCGUGCAGCAGCACGCGGUGGUCGCGGCGGCAGCGGCGGCGCAGGCUGGCUCCCUCGUGGCCGCUGCCGACCAGCUGCGCGCCGCCGCGGCUGCGCUGCCUGACACAGGUUUCGGUGGCGUCGACUUCCCAACCCUCUGCUUCGCGGCCGCGGGCGCGCUGCUCGCGACCGCCUUGUCCAUCCCGCCCCCUGAUUACGAGGCGUCGGCGACGGCGCCUGCGCCCGGCGGCAGCAGCGGCAGCAGUAGCAGGUCCGACCCUCGGGACCCUCCGCUGACUCACGAUUACAAUCCAGAGGCGAUGGCCGCCUACUUCCGCCGCCGCCCCGUCGCCGUCGCCGCGCGCGCCGCUCGGCUCGCAUCCGAGGUCGCGGCGCUGGGGCUGGCGGUCGCGGGGGACUUCGCGACUGGGCGCGUGGCCGCGAACGAGCGCGCGCGGGCGGAGCAGCUGCGGGGCGCGAUCGAGCGGCUGGGGCCGGCAUACGUGAAGGUUGCGCAGGCGCUGUCCACGCGCGUGGACCUGCUGUCGCCGGCCUAUUUUGAGCAGAUCCAGCUGCUGCAGGACAGGGUGCCGCCUUUCCCCUGCGACGAGGCCAAGGCGGCCAUGGCGGAGGCGUUUGGCCGCCCUGUGGAGGAGGUUUUCUCGCGCCUGUCGCCGCGCCCCGUGGCGGCGGCGUCGCUGGGCCAGGUGUACCGCGCCACGCUGGUGCCGCAGCUGGGCGGCGGCGAGGUGGCCGUCAAGGUGCAGCGCCCUGGUGUGCUGGAGCAGGUGGCCCUCGACCUGUACCUGAUGCGCCAGGUGGCGGUGCAAAUUGGGAAGCUGCCCGACGUCAACACGGACUGGGCGUCACUCAUUGACAACUGGGCCGUGCGCUUCCUGCACGAGAUGGACUACGCGAGGGAGGCCCAGAAUGCGCUGACCUGGCGGGGGCAGAUGGCGGCCGCGGGCGUGGACGGUGUCACCAUCGCGGAGCCGGUCGCGGCGCUGUGCACCGGCACGGUGCUCACCACCGAGUGGGUCGAAGGGGAGAAGCUGUCAGAGUCUGAUGCGGGGGACGUGCGCACGCUGUGCACCACGCUGCUCAACGCGUACCUCAUCCAGCUGCUGGACACCGGCUUCCUCCACGCGGACCCCCACCCGGGCAACCUCAUCCGCACCGUCGACGGCAAGAUCUGCGUGCUGGACUUUGGGCUGGUGACGGAGGUUACGCCCGAGCAGAGGGUGGCCCUGGUGCAGUACAUCGCACACCUCACAACACAGGACUGGCCCAACGUGGCGCGCGACCUCCAGACGCUCGGCUUCAUCCCCGCCGAGGCUGGGGACCCCGCCACCCUGGGGCUGGUGGAGCCCCUGGGCCGCAUCCUGAGCCAGCUCAGCGGGGGAGGCGGCGCCACCAAGAUCAACAUUGACGCGUGA
Messenger RNA from Monoraphidium neglectum, 2223 nucleotides. RefSeq names its product putative aarF domain-containing protein kinase. Gene Ontology annotation, biological process: protein phosphorylation. The record is from RefSeq and is a predicted model, not a curated record. Lineage: Eukaryota; Viridiplantae; Chlorophyta; Chlorophyceae; Sphaeropleales; Selenastraceae. Bases 1 to 2223 code for a protein of 740 amino acids. Gene Ontology annotation, molecular function: ATP binding; protein kinase activity. The transcript is spliced from 9 exons.